UAUGAGAACAAAGUUAGCGCCCCAUCUUCCACUCCGUUUCAGCUCGCGUUUCAUGGACGACAACGACUGGGAUCUACGCGCAGUGGUGAGGGGCUGCUCGGCCACGGCGGUUGAUCCGCCGGAUCCCUUCUCUUCUUUUCCUUCUCCUCUUCCUCAAAAAGGAGGAACGGGCGAGUUCUUUGGCUUUCCUGAUCCGAUGGAGACGCCGACCGCCCGUCACCAGCUGGAGGAGCACUGCAAGUCCUGCAUCAAACCCCAUCAUCAACGGCAGCUCCAACCACCACCUCCCGUCCCGAAGCCGAGCUACCCUUCCUGCUCCCCAGCUGCCUCUGUCUUCCCUGCUUUCGCCACCGCUCCUCAUCAAUUCCAGCAGCAACCUCGGCAGCCUCAUCCCCCGGUCUCCCGAAACCCCCUCCGUUCUAAGAGAAGGAAGAACCAGCACAAGAAAGUGGUGUGCCAAGUACCAGCUGAUGGAAUCUCUCCCGAUAUGUGGGCUUGGCGGAAGUAUGGACAGAAACCCAUCAAAGGCUCUCCUUAUCCAAGAGGCUAUUACAGGUGCAGCAGCUCCAAAGGAUGCCAGGCUCGGAAACAGGUGGAGCGAAGCCGGGCGGAGCCAGGGAUGCUGGUCAUCACCUACACCGCGGAGCACGACCACCCCGUCCCCACCCACCGCAACUCCCUCUCCGGAAGCACUCGCCAGAAGUUACCGCAUCCCAGCUCCGCCGCCCAGCCGCCGCUUGCAUCUUCUGGAUGCAGGGGAGACGGAGAGAAUCCGCUGUCACCCGGCAGCCACCCGUCCUCGAGCCCCCUGUCGUCGCCGGCUGCCGCAGCACCACGCGCGAACUCGGUGGAGAACGAGCUGUUUCCCCGGGGUCGACCUCGGAUACUAAAGCACAGCGAGGAGGAGGAAGAAGAGGAUGAGCUGACGGUGGGAGACGUGGAGAUGAUGGGCGAGGACGACAUGCUCUUCCUGGGCAUGGAGGUGAUAGAUGGGUCGACGACCAGCACCGGAACCACCAAAUCCCCGGGGAGGGUGUCCGUCAGCUCCGCCUUCUUCGCGGACGAUGGUGGCUUCGAGGAGUAUUUCUUCCAGUCAACUUGGCUGGCUAACAGCAAUGCAGCGGCGGCAGCCGGCGGUGGCAGCUGAGCGUUCCUCUCGUUCCGGUAGCUACCUACUUAAUUUUGUUUAGUUUACUUUCAUGUCUUCUCUCUUUUUCCGUGAGGAAACAAAGAGAUGAUCUCUGUACACAGACACAAAUCUAUAGCUAAACAAGAAAGCAAAACUGAUAAGCUUGCCAGAGAGUCAUUUCUGAA
Musa acuminata subsp. malaccensis (wild Malaysian banana) is the source of this 1314-nucleotide messenger RNA. Its product is annotated as WRKY transcription factor 22-like. NCBI's taxonomy places the organism in Eukaryota, Viridiplantae, Streptophyta, Magnoliopsida, Zingiberales, Musaceae. Gene Ontology annotation, molecular function: transcription cis-regulatory region binding; DNA-binding transcription factor activity. Gene Ontology annotation, cellular component: nucleus. Gene Ontology annotation, biological process: regulation of DNA-templated transcription. The record is from RefSeq and is a predicted model, not a curated record.